Molecule: messenger RNA, 681 nt
Organism: Chrysochloris asiatica (Cape golden mole)
Lineage: Eukaryota; Metazoa; Chordata; Mammalia; Afrosoricida; Chrysochloridae
Gene: GSTM3
Product: glutathione S-transferase mu 3 (brain)
Exons: 8
Coding region: 1-681 (226 amino acids)
Biological process (GO): glutathione metabolic process
Molecular function (GO): glutathione transferase activity
Source: RefSeq, a predicted model, not a curated record
AUGAGUUCUUCGAAUCGGUCAAUGCUCCUAGGUUACUGGGAUAUCCGCGGGCUGGCUCAUGCCAUCCGCAUGCUCCUAGAAUUCACGGAUACCAGUUAUGAGGAGAAACGGUACACGUGCGGAGAAGCUCCUGACUAUGAUCGAAGCCAAUGGCUGGAUGUGAAAUUCAAGCUAGACCUGGAUUUUCCUAAUUUGCCCUACCUUGUGGAUGGGAAGAACAAGAUCACCCAAAGCAAUGCCAUUUUGCGCUACAUCGCUCGCAAGCACAAUAUGUGUGGUGAGACAGAAGAAGAAAAGAUUCGAGUAGACAUCAUAGAAAAUCAAGUAAUGGAUUUCCGCAUGCAACUUGUACGGAUCUGCUACAACCCUGACCAUGAAAAGUUGAAGCCUCAAUACUUGGAACAACUACCUGGACAACUGAAACAGUUUUCUUUGUUCCUGGGGAAAUUCUCUUGGUUUGCAGGGGAAAAGCUCACCUUUGUGGACUUUCUCACUUAUGAUGUCUUAGAUCAGAACCGCAUGUUUGAGCCCAAGUGCUUGGAUGAGUUCCCAAAUCUGAAGGCUUUCAUGUGCCGUUUUGAGGCUUUGGAGAAAAUAGCUGCAUACAUGCAAUCCGACCGCUUCUUCAAGAUGCCCAUCAACAACAAGAUGGCCCAGUGGGGAAACAAGAGGCUGUGCUGA